UCAUAAGCUAAGCCUCUCCCUUCCUCAUACCUUCCUCUUUUGGUAAACAAAACCAGCUGUGCCAUUUCCUAUUAAGUAAGCCACUGCUCAGCUGCAGAUUGCAAUGCUGUUGUGGUCACGCUACCAUUUGCAGAGGGGGAAACUAAAGAUGUGACAGUGAAGAGUGGUGACACAUUGAAGCUGCUGACUGAUCCCUCUCUUAAACUGCAAGGUGACUCCCACAUCCUGUGGUACAUCCAGUUAAUUGGACAGAAAAAGGAGUCUAAGACGUCCACUGGAUCCCAAAACUCUGCUCACUACCAGAGGGCUCACCUGGCAUCUAUCUUAACUGCUGCUGCCUGCGUUGUGUUGCUCUUGUGAGCAGCUCAGUACGGAAAAUCUCAGGGAAAUGUGAGCCCGCCUUCCUGCCUAUGCAACCACCCAGUGUGUGAUCCUCAGCCAUCGGUGGAUACAGAACAUUAUCUCCCCUUCCCAUCAACGUGCUAAUUGAAAAAACUAUUCGCUAUGCACAACAUGCACUCCAGGACAUUCCACUUUUAGAGAUUGAUUGUGUUUUGUGGCCAUAAUGAGGCCUUAAAGUCAUUUCACUGUAUUUCUCCUUGCUGUCGUUUUCCAGUUGUGUUCUCAUCUCCUUCCUGAACACCAACAAUUAUGUUUUUUUUAUUUAAAAAUAUGGACCAAAGUUUUGAAUGUACGAAUAAUUGAAGAGAUUUUAGGAUGGUACAGCUGGUCAAGACACACUCAAAGAAAUGACCUAGGGCAUGUGUUUGAUUAGCAAACUAGGGAUUUGUUUACAUAAAAUGAAUUAAUUGUGUUUCGCUCUACUAAAUGAUUAAUUCUUGUUCAAAAAACGAGCGGUUAAUGUUAAUCUAGCGUGACUGUAUCGUGGGCAUUGUUGUUUUAAUGUCAGAGGAAGCACAAACUUUAGCGCAAGGCUUCGGCUUAAAUCAACAGACUCGCUUUUGUUGUCAGCCGGGGCUUCAUGGGUGACUGACGACUCCCACGCUUCUCCAGCUGCGUGUAUUUCAGUGAAGCGGGCUGAACACAUGAACUGAGAUAAGUUAAGAUGGAGGACAGCGGGUCUGUGGCAGCAGUUGCGUUAAGGUAACAACAAGAAGCAAGUUGAAUCAAUUAGAUAGUUCAGUCUGUAACCUAACAACAUUAGAACAUGUGGAGUAUGCUCGUUUCCUUGGAUUUUCACUGGUCAGUCGUGCCAUUCUUAAAAUGAUUCACUAUCUGUAUUUAGGUUAAUAUAAUAUUGCAUUUUUGUUUUAUUAACUAUAUGCUCCUCAACAUUAAGUUAAAUGGUCUGUGUCUACCUACAAAUACUGAAAUGUUUAUUCACAACAUAUGCCUAAAUAUUGCUUGAGGUUUUUAACAUUUUAAAACUGUUUCUCUUUUAUUAACCAGAAAUACAUCAGAAAUUCAGCAGUCCCCAUGCCUUGAGAUGUUUAUGUACCUCAUGCAGUACAUGUGACGUGUAUGUGGCAGUGCAAACAUUGUGUGGCAAGAGAGAGUAGUCUCCACAAUGACCCAGCCUAUGAGACUGAGGGUCAUCCUGGGUGACGAUGAUGCCAGAAAGCUAAUCCUGCCCGCAGGUAGACCAGGCUCCAUGGAGGAAUUGUACAAGACUAUAAAGAUGAGUUUUGGAUUAGAGCAAGAUUUCCGUCUUCAAUAUCAAGAUGCUGAUUUUGGAAAUGACUUCAUAAAUCUGUCAGAGAUCUCUGACAUUGAUGACAAAGCGACUUUAAAGGUGGUCUAUGUUGUGGCAGUCUACUUGCAAAAUUCUACAGAAGCUGACUCGAUGCUUCAACCUCUACCAGUCCAAAGCCUUACUGAUUCCUCAUCAGUCUCCUCGGUUGACACAGAUAAUACAGAGCCUGCUUCAUCAUCAGGGUCAUAGCUAUCUGCACGGCUGUUCAGUUGGCCAAGUGUUUUCACAGUGCCUCCCUUCAACGAUGAGUCUGAACUGUAACUUGAAACGGCCAAUGCUGAAUGCAGUGCGAAUGGAACUUAUUUGAGCCCGCCACCGAAGCUGAAAUCUCACAUGCUGGAACGACUGUCUGAAGAAAUUCUUAAAUUCAAAGCCUAUCCAACUGACAAUGAUCUUACUGACGUUGCAGAAGCACUUGUGAAAAAGCAUCCUUGUCUGAGGGAGCAAGGAUCCUUCAAUGGCUGUUAUGGGUGGAAGAUUAGCCUCAAAUACAAAAUGGCCAACUUCCGGUCCAAACUGAGGGGCCUGGGCUGUCCUGAGGUGACGAUAAAUUCACUAAAGAACAAGAACCAAGACAAGCGUUUGGCAGCCCUGAAUGUGAAAAAGCCGGGAGGGCAGAAGUUAAUUACUGUCCUCAGCAUCCAAAAGGAGAAACCGCUGAGAGUCUGGAGAAGGUGUAAAUUACAAUACGAAUGGAACUUAUUUGAGCCCGCCACCGAAGCUGAAAUCUCACAUGCUGGAACGACUGUCUGAAGAAAUUCUUAAAUUCAAAGCCUAUCCAACUGACAAUGAUCUUACUGACGUUGCAGAAGCACUUGUGAAAAAGCAUCCUUGUCUGAGGGAGCAAGGAUCCUUCAAUGGCUGUUAUGGGUGGAAGAUUAGCCUCAAAUACAAAAUGGCCAACUUCCGGUCCAAACUGAGGGGCCUGGGCUGUCCUGAGGUGACGAUAAAUUCACUAAAGAACAAGAACCAAGACAAGCGUUUGGCAGCCCUGAAUGUGAAAAAGCCCGGGAGGGCCGAAGUUAAUUACUGUCCUCAGCAUCCAAAAGGAGAAACCGCUGAGAGUCUGGAGAAGGAAAGAGUCGCACUGCUUUCAGAAAAUAAGAACAACAACGACCAUAUUGUGACAUUGACAAUGGAGAAGACUUUCUCAUACAGGAGGCAAGAAAUCCUUACAGGAGAGCCUUUGGUUGCAGACUUCAAGAGUAGAUGGCCAGCUCUGUUCAAUGCGAAAGAGAUCGAUAAGGAGUUCCAUCGCAUAUCAACUGUACCUCUACUUUCUACAUUCUUUGCUGCUCUCGACCAGUUCUCUCCAUGCCUGAUGGGGAUAUUUCGGUGCAAAGGUGGAGCACCUGGAAGAAGAAUAAGACACGUCAUGGUGGAUAUUUCCAAGGAUGACACAAUUCAUACAAGACAUGCAUGUGUCCUCAAGUCCUUGUGCAUCUACUUGAACGAAGACCCAGAGAAACUUGUUAAGGAUUAUAUGAACACAGACAGCGAGGUCUGCGCUUCCAUGGACCAGACUGUGUUGGGAGUGUAUGUCAUACAGAAGGAGGGUGCGGAGCCUGGAGAUGACCCAGAGGACAUCGGUAUCCUGAUUGAAGGUGUGAAGAUCCUCAAUGAGUUGGGCAACAUUGGGAUUGCCUGUGCUUUGUUAUUUGGACUAAUAUACUGUCUAAACCUGAGCUACCCACCAGACCUCAAAUGUACUUUUGAAGUGAUGCAGAAGAUUCUUCUGAAUCUGGAUGGGCAGAGGUUGCCGUCCAAGGCACAGUUCCUAAAAAAUAAGCUCAUGGAGUAAAUUUGCUCUAAGUAGACGUCAACAAUGCAGAUUUUUUUUUUGCUUUAGUUGAAAAUGUUCAGAAGGACUUGCCUUUAGUAUGCUCAACAGACAGAGACCAAGAAUGUCGUCUCAGCUUAAAAUGUGUUUGCAAGCAGUCUAGUGUAGCUGUUUGUUCCUGGUCUCUUUCUGCAGUAAGACUGUAAGAACUUGAAAUGACAGUCAUACACUUACUGAAAGAUUGUAUAAUGAUGUUUAGUAGUGUUUAAUGUUUUGAUGAGAAAAUGUUUUAGAUGCAUUUGGGGGAAAAAUUUAUAUUAAACUUUAACACCUUACAUGAGGAAACCCCACCAAGUUAAAAAUGUUUAACAUGUCUAAGGUAUUUCUGCUUAUGUGAAGAAAACAAUAUACUUUUGGGGCUCCAGAAGAAGCUGUAUGUUAUAUGCUAAAAAUGUUAUUCAGUAGCAAAUUGCUACAAUUGCAUUGUGGGUAAUGCAGUCAAAAGGUUUAUCAACACCAAAUGUUCAAUAAAAUGUCAAAUGAA
Labrus bergylta (ballan wrasse) is the source of this 4038-nucleotide messenger RNA. NCBI's taxonomy places the organism in Eukaryota, Metazoa, Chordata, Actinopteri, Labriformes, Labridae. The record is from RefSeq and is a predicted model, not a curated record.